This is a messenger RNA of Triticum dicoccoides, 1041 nucleotides long. RefSeq names its product MADS-box protein ZMM17-like. Gene Ontology annotation, molecular function: protein dimerization activity; DNA-binding transcription factor activity, RNA polymerase II-specific; RNA polymerase II cis-regulatory region sequence-specific DNA binding. Lineage: Eukaryota; Viridiplantae; Streptophyta; Magnoliopsida; Poales; Poaceae. The record is from RefSeq and is a predicted model, not a curated record. Bases 1 to 1041 code for a protein of 346 amino acids. Gene Ontology annotation, biological process: positive regulation of transcription by RNA polymerase II. The transcript has a single exon.
AUGGUGCCGAAGCAGAAGGGUGGUAAUGGGCGGCAGAAGAUCGCCAUCCAGCGGAUCGAGAAGGAGAGCGCCCGACGGGUGUGCUUCUCCAAGCGGCGGCAAGGUCUGUUUAUCAAAGUCACCGAGAUGGUGGUGAUGUGCGGCGCUGAGGUAGCCGUCGUCGCCUUCUCACCCGGUGGCAAGGCCUUCUCCUUCGGCCACCCCUCCGUCGAGGCCAUCAUUGACCGCUUCCUGGCAGGGGGCGGUGCAGAAGUCCUGAGCGUCGCUAAUGAUAACGAGCUGAAGAAGUUGCACCUUCAGCAUGGCGAGUUGCGCAUGUUGUUGAAGGAGGUGAAGGGAUGCAAAGAGUGCGUGCAGGAGGCCAUGGCAAAGGAGCGUGCUACGGGGGACCAGAUUGCGAUGUGGCUCAACCCCAAACUAUGCGACAUGGGGGAGAAAGAGAUGAUAGCCUUCGCCGCGAAGCUGAUGGUGGUGCGGGCUGCCAUCUUGGAACGCACAAACCAGGCACUCCUGGAUAAGCAGAACAUCGAUCGCAUGCUCCAGGCGCUCGCGCCUCCGCUACAGCCGCUCUUCGGUGGCAGUACUUUUGAGUUUGGUAGCAGCAGCAGCGCCAACACAGGGAUGGAGAUGCAACAGAUGCAUAUGGCGAUGCCUCCGAUGCAGGAGUUCGCUGCCGGAAUGGAUAUGCACCAUAUGCCAAUGGAAAUGCCUCCGCCACUGGGUUCGGCCUACGAGAUGGAUAUGCAGCAGAUUCUUAUGUCGACUCCUCCGCCAUCCAGAUUUGACGCCGGGAUGGAGAUGGAGCAGAUGGUUACAGUGAUGUCGCCGCAGCUAGAGUUCGCCACGGAGGCAGAGAUGCAGCAGAUGUUUAUGGCGAUGCCUCCGAUGUCGGAGUUCUCCGCCGGGAUGGAGAUGCUGCCGCCCGCGAGAAUAGUCGCGGGGGUAGAGAUGGUGCAGCAGGGGGCCGGGCCGAACAUGGGCUUUCUGUACGGAGGAGAAGGAGACAAGAUCCAUACCGAGUCCGAGUCCGAAUCCGAGUGA